GUUACAUGAAAAGUAAUGAAGUUAAAAUUUUAGUUUAUCCCUUUUAUUUUGCUCGGUUCAUUUUCAAAGCUUUAUCAAUCGUAUUUAAACCUAGGAUUGGAAUAAUAAGAUGUGUAAUCAAGUAUAGGCCUAAUCGAAGGGCCGCAACCACACAUUGACAUUUUAGAACAUAUAUAUUGAUGAGAAAAAGAGCAAGAAAAAAACUAGAAGAAACAUAAAAAAAAAUUCAAAAGAAAUCAGUAUGUCUAAAUCAAAGACAAAGCUGCAUUCAAAGUUGAAAGAGGGUAAAGAUGCGGAGGACAAUGAUCAUUCUAAAAAGACGGAGUUUCCAUUUCUUAUUUUGACACAAGUCAAAUGUGAGGAACUUAUAAAGAUGACAGUCAAUGAAAUUGAGAGUGAAUUGGCAAUUUUCUUUAAGCUUCAACCUGCAACAGACCUGAAAGAUGCAGCCAUUUUAGAUUAUUAUGUUGGAGCUGCCUACUGGGCUAAAGAACAAGGAUACAAUGUGAAACAGUUUGCUGGUUUCUUUUCUAUAUGUUAUCAACUGCUGCAUAAAAUUCAAGAAGAACAUUGCUCCAUGGUAGAUUUAUUUAAAACAUAUCACCACAAGCUUGCUGGCAUAGGCACAGAGGACAAACUUGGUGAUUUAGAUUUCUUUAAUAUAGAGCAAGCCAAACAUAUAACUGACUAUUUACAGUCAAGCAUAUUUCAGCAUUUUAAAUUGUACGAUUUCUUGUUCACAAAACCACAGAUGGAAGAAAUUAUGAGCUGCAAUCUGACUUUGGAAGUCCCAUUACCAGCCAAAACACCUUACCCACCCCCUUUGGAUGAAGCACUGUCUGAAAGUGUUUACAAAGAUUAUUUAGUAUUACCCCUUUCAUCAUCAUCAGACAAAGUAGAAGAUUCAGUGACAUCGAGCUCCUUGCUGUUUGAUGUCAGUUUACCUGAAGAUGUUGAGGAUUUAUUUGCAAAACUCACUCUGGAGGAUGUUAAAACUAUUAUUCAAGAAGUUACCACUGAAGUUAUACAAAAUUUGCAGACCAGUUUGGAUAACAAAAUUAAGGCUCAGGAAGCAAAUGUGUUGGCGAAAAUUAAUAAAAUUAAAGUUAUUCCUUUAGAAGAGCCUGCUGCACCAAGCAAUGUUUGAAGAAGAAGAAAAAUUUAUCUUUCUGUUAUAGGCCAAUUUAUAAACACAUUUCUAAUUGAUAAAUUGUUAUUUCUUUUUUUUUUUUUAAUCAUUGUAUUUAUUUAUAUAAAUAAAUUUAGUUCUUCAGAAUGUUUGGGUAAAUUUUGACAACUUUGAAUUUAGUUGAUCUAUUGAUAACAAUUUUUUUUCUACAUUUUAGAAGAGAAUAGAAAGUAUGUCUAUGUCUUUCAUUGAUUGUAGCUUUCACUUCGAAGAUCUUUUAUUAAAACCCAUGUGAACACUAACCUUGUUGUAAGAUGUACAGUACAAAUGUUGCCAGGACUAGUUAAUUUUUUAGAAAUUUUUUUAUUUUUUUGAUAUAUUAUAUUUAGCUACAUAAUAACAUUAAGUUUGAAUCAAAGGAAUUGUACAUUUAAAUGGUGUUUCAAAAUAAAAAAAAACACGAAUAAAUUGAAAAGAAAACAAAAUAUAAUGAAAA
Messenger RNA from Biomphalaria glabrata, 1625 nucleotides. RefSeq names its product ciliary-associated calcium-binding coiled-coil protein 1-like. The transcript is spliced from 11 exons. Bases 242 to 1147 code for a protein of 301 amino acids. The record is from RefSeq and is a predicted model, not a curated record. Lineage: Eukaryota; Metazoa; Mollusca; Gastropoda; Planorbidae.